UCAAUUAGAGCUGACACGGCGAGAAAUAAGAAGCACCAUCGCACGUUGUGUGCGGCAAAUUCUGUGGAAACGUAAGCUAAAAAAGUUAGAAAUAAAUAUGUCCAGCUCCGCGCCGAUGGAUGGCGAAGAGACGCCAGCGUCUGCGCAACCAAUUUUUAAAGAAAUCAACGCCGAUCAGACGGACGAAGUUGUCGAAAUUGAAUCCGCAUGUCUGAGUUGCUUUAAGACAGGCACUACUCGGCUCCUGCCCACGAAAAUACCGUUCUUCCGUGAAGUUGUGCUUAUGUCUUUCAAAUGCGACCACUGUGGCGCCACGAACAACGAACUGCAAUCGGCAUCGGAGAUACAAAAAUCCGGCAUACGCAUUGAGUUAUUGGUAAAGAGUGUGUCGGACCUGAAUCGGCGCGUGGUGCGCUCCGACUUUUCUAGUUUGACGAUACCCGAGGUGGAGCUUGAGAUACCGGUGCAGUCACAAAAGGGUGAAGUCACGACAGUGGAAGGUAUUAUUGAACGUACAAUUACCGGAUUGUCACAGGAUCAGGAGAAACGGCGCAUAGAUCAUCCCACGGAAGCAGCGUCUAUUGAUGCAUACAUUGAGCGUUUGCGGAAGCUGAAGGAGAUGGAGGUGCCCUUUCAUCUGCAACUAGAGGAUAUAUCCGGCAAUAGUUUCAUUGAAAACCCAUUCGGGCUUACCACAGAUCCCCAGCUGAAGACAAAACAUUUUACGCGCACAAAAGAGCAAAAUGAGCAAUUGGGGCUCUAUGAACAGAAUCACGAAGAUUCUCACUUGCUAAAGCCCAUUGCCGAGGAUGAGUGGCCCAUUGAGAACUUACACGGAGAGGUGUUGCAGUUCAAAACGAAUUGUCCAAACUGUAAUGCUCCAUGUGAGACCAACAUGAAGCUGACGAAUAUACCCCACUUCAAGGAAGUCGUCAUUAUGGCCACAGUAUGCGGCAGCUGUGGUCACAAGACGAACGAGGUGAAGUCGGGCGGCGGCAUUGAGCCGCAGGGUGUGCGAUUCAAGGUCCGCAUUGUCGACAAGGAGGAUCUGACACGCGAUGUACUUAAGUCGGAGACGUGCAGCCUCUCAAUACCUGAACUGGAUCUGGAUGUUGGCCCGCAUGCCCUGUGCGGCCGCUUUACCACCGUCGAAGGUCUGCUGGUGGCCAUGCGCGAUCAGUUGGAUGGCGCCUUUUUUCACGAUUCGGCUGAUGAUACUUCCAAGACGCAGAUGCAUCGCUUUCUGGAAACUUUUGAGCUGGUUAUGAAAUUAGAGCACGUCAUAACGCUAGUGCUGGACGAUCCCGCUGGAAAUACAUAUGUCCAAUCACUCAGCGAUGACGAUGCUGAGCCAGAUAAUAGACUGGAGGUUGAAAAGUACGAUCGCACAUUCGAACACAAUGAGGAAUUGGGCCUGAACGAUAUGAAAACCGAGAACUACGAGGAGGCCACGUGAUAAAGUGUUAUACGAGAAUUCCUAGCAUUACCUUACACAACAGGCAUUUAAAUACACAUGUAUACAAUAAAUAUGGAAAUUAAUGCCAAGGAUCUACUGGCACAUAAAAGUUAUCGCCAGUGAAAUAUCUCACAAAAGGUAAACAAA
Scaptodrosophila lebanonensis is the source of this 1603-nucleotide messenger RNA. It is a transcript of the gene Zpr1, whose product is annotated as zinc finger protein ZPR1. Lineage: Eukaryota; Metazoa; Arthropoda; Insecta; Diptera; Drosophilidae. The transcript has 2 exons. The record is from RefSeq and is a predicted model, not a curated record. Bases 98 to 1456 code for a protein of 452 amino acids. Gene Ontology annotation, molecular function: zinc ion binding. Gene Ontology annotation, cellular component: nucleus; cytoplasm.